Messenger RNA from Aphidius gifuensis, 3433 nucleotides. RefSeq names its product probable protein S-acyltransferase 23 (gene Patsas). Gene Ontology annotation, cellular component: Golgi membrane. Bases 846 to 2624 code for a protein of 592 amino acids. The record is from RefSeq and is a predicted model, not a curated record. Gene Ontology annotation, biological process: protein palmitoylation. Lineage: Eukaryota; Metazoa; Arthropoda; Insecta; Hymenoptera; Braconidae. The transcript is spliced from 11 exons. Gene Ontology annotation, molecular function: palmitoyltransferase activity; protein binding.
UCUCUCUCGCGCGCACAAUUUUCUGCGCCCCUGCGCGCAUUUAUAACUAAUUUUUUUUUUUUUAAUUUGUUUACUUUAAUUAUUAGAUAAUUUUUCUCAAUUACUCAAAUCACUGAGUAAUCUUAAAUUACAUAAUAAUGAACCUCUAAUCAAUAUAUUGAUUGACAAACUAUAAAUAAACAAAUUGAGGAAAAAAAAAAAAAUAUUUUUAUAUUGGCACACAGCCAUUUUUUCCCCAGCUGUAUUUUGAAUGCAGUUUAAAAAAAAAAACAAAAACAUCGACUCUGGAUGUUUGCUACAAUUUGCAAAUUGUCUUUGGAAAAUUCAAAAAUCAUCCUUAAAUUUUCAUCAUCAUUAAAUAAUUUUGUUGUUUCUUUAUUUUAUUCGAGACAAGUCAAGAUAUAAUAAUUUAUCAAUUUAUCAUCGUCAUGAAAUAAUAUAUUGAUAAUUAUCUCAAGCUGUAAAAACAUAUUAAUUUAAAUCGAAAAUUUUUUACUAUUUCUGUUAUUUUACUAUGACCUGAUUUCAGGAAAAAAAAAAAAAUCAUCUGCAGUUAUUUAGUUUUUUGUGAAUUAAUUUAUGAUAUUUUUAAAAUACGCAAGCGCUUUGAUAUCUUUUGUAAGAAUUAUUGAUUCAAAUGCGCAAGUGUAACAUAGUUAAACUUGUUAAACUUGUAUCCCUUACAAGUACAUUUAAAAAAUAAAAAUUAAACAAUAAAUAUUAUUUUAAAUUAAUUAAUAUUAUAUAUCAUUUAUCUAUUUAUUUAAUUUUUCUAAAAGUUUGCAACUUGUUAUUUUUUAUCUCCUUUUAAAAGAAAAUCAUUUGAUGAACAACAACAACCAGUUAUGGUUGGACCAGUAAAUAAUUCCAGAACGUCUUUUGAUCGUGGUAAUACGGAACUGGCAACUCUUUCAAAGGUGUAUCCAGUGAGCCCUGUAACAGGGCCAGGUGCAGCACGAUCAGUAUGGGAAUUAUCACCAGAUCCAGACAUGGUAGGACAUCUUCCCAACAAUCCAAUAUCCGGUAACAAUAAUCACAAUUCAAGUUUAACAAAAAGAUCAGAUGAAAAUAUAUACACUGAUGAAGCAACACCAGGUCAUGAUCCAAGUGAUGAGACAAAAAAAAUAUUUGAACUUCUUCGUGCGGGUGAAACAGAAAUAGUAGAAGAAUUGGUUGAAAAAAAUGGAUUAAGUUUAUUGAGUGCACGUGAUAAAUGGGGCUAUACACCAGCUCAUUGGGCAGCUUUAGAUGGAAAUAUUGAGGUAAUGCGUUAUUUAGUUGAAAAAAAUGGACCAGUUGAUUUAUCAUGUCUUGGUACACAAGGACCACGACCAAUUCAUUGGGCAUGUAGAAAAGGACACAGUGCAAUUGUUCAAAUACUUUUAAAGGCUGGUGUUGCUGUAAAUGCAGCUGAUUUUAAAGGUUUAACACCAUUAAUGACUGCAUCAAUGUUUGGUAAAUUUGCAACAGCAGCAUUUCUUCUUGGUUCUGGUGCAUUUGCUAAUUUAACUGAUAUUAAUGGUGAUACAGCAUUACACUGGGCUUCAUAUAAAGGUCAUCCAGAAUUAAUAAAAUUAUUAAUAUACAGUGGUGCUGAUUUACAAAAACCAGAUUAUUUUGGCUCAACACCAUUACAUCUUGCAUGUUUAUCUGGUAAUGUUAAUUGUGUUAAAAUAUUAUCACAAAAAAGUAAAGUUGAAUUAGAUCCAAAAGAUAAAAAUGGUAAAACACCAUUACAAUUGGCAAGAGGACAUCGUCAUUCAGAUAUUGUUGAAGUACUUGAGAGUGAACAAAAACGUAGAUCAAGAUGGAUACCACCAAUCAAUGAAUUAUGGAUAAUUUUAUUUGGUGGUGCUGGUAAUAGUAAAGGACCACUUUUAUUAUUUAUGAUAUCAGUUUUAUUAUGGGGUUAUCCUAUGUAUUUAUUAAAAUGCAUUCCAUUAACUUGGGAUUAUUUACGUGGUAGUCAUUAUUGUUUUAUUUAUUGGAAUAUUAUCAUGUGGAUAUCUUGGAUUGUUGCUAACAGAAGAGAUCCUGGUUAUGUACCUCAAAAUAGUGAUACUUAUUUUAGAGCUAUUAAUCAGAUACCAUACUUUGAUAAAUGGAAAAAACGAAAUGUUAUUUUAUCAAGAUUAUGUCAUAGUUGCAGAUGUUUCAGGCCACUUCGUGGAAAACACUGUAGAGUUUGUAAUCGUUGUGUAAGUUAUUUUGAUCAUCAUUGUCCUUUUAUCUACAAUUGCGUUGGUCUAAGAAAUAGAAUGUGGUUCUUUCUAUUUGUAAUGUGUGUGGCAAUAAAUUGUACAUUUACAUUGUACUUCGCUUGUUAUUGCAUUUCGAUUGAGGGUAUGCAGUUGAUGUACGUGUUGGGUCUGAUGGAGGCGCUUAUUUUUUGCGGACUCGGUUGGAUUCUAACAUGCACAUCAGUACUACAUGCUUGUAUGAAUUUAACGACAAAUGAAAUGGUUAAUUACAAGAGAUAUUCAUACUUGAGAGACAAAAAAGGAAAAUAUCUUAAUCCAUUUAGUCGUGGUCCAGUACUUAAUUUUAUUGAAUUUUUUCUUUAUCCACCGGAUCAUCAUACAACUGAUCCAAAACAUUAUCAAAUUUUGUCCGAAGAUAUGUAAUUGCUGAUAUUUUAUUAACAAUUAAUUAAUUAAUUUUUUCCUUUAAAUUAAUAUCUUUACAUUAAUUUUUUUUACGUAAAAGCUUUUUUUUUGAAUAAUCAGCUUGUUAAUAAUGUGUAAGAAAAAAAAAUAAUACAUAUAUUCAGGUGCUUUGAAAGACUCACUAAUGUCACACACGCAUAAAAAUAAAAUAAAUAAAAAAAAACACUAUGAAAUUAAAAUCUAUAUUACAUAUGUUAUAAAAAAUUUAAUGAUUUAUUUUUUUUUUUUCAUCAACUUUAAUCAAUGUUGAAAUAAAUACUUAUUUUGUUAAAAAAAUGAUGCCUGUCUUUUUCUCUUUUCAUUAGUUUAUUGCUGUAUAAAUUAUAAUCGAUUGACUUUUUAGAUUUAAUUAUAUUUUUAUUAAUCGUAAAUAAAUUUUCUAAUCUAUUUUGUUAAUUAAUAAUAUUGAGUAUAAAUUUAUUUCUUAAAUAUAUAUUAUUUGGAUUAUAUUAAUACAAAAAAUUCUUUUUUUUUUUUUUUAAUUAUUAAGCAUUGGCACCAACUUGUGUGAAAAAUUAUUUAUAAAAAAUUCAAGUUUGUUAUAAAAAAAAUAAAAAAAACAGGUUUACAGAGUAGAAAAUAAAUUUCAAAUAUAUAUAAAUAGAAAAAAAAUUCUUUAUGAAUUUAAUUGCAAAUAUCUUUGGUGCUAGAUUAUUUUUUAAAAUGUUUGAUAAAUAAUGAUGUUGAAUUUGUAAAAAUACGAUGAAGAUUUAUCUGUUUAAUUUUUUUUAAUAUAUAUAAAGUAAUGUAAUAAAUUUAUUAAAUCU